CCCCCUUGGGCUCCGCUGGCGUGGCGCUCGGCUGACUCACUUCCACGAAGGAGCCUUAACUUAAUCGCUCGUGGCGGGUGGAGGGUCUCGGGAAAGGGCAGAGCUGCGGCGUGGUCGUGGGCAACAUUCCUCUCAGCGGCGCGACUAAACCUGAGCACAUUUUUUUGACACUAGAGCUCAUGUAUGAUGGCUGCUGACACAUCCAUGAGGACUGAGCUGGAGGAACUGCAAAGACGAGCCAAUCAGGUGACAGACGAGUCCCUGGAGAGCACACGUCGCAUGAUACAGCUGGUUGAAGAGAGUAAAGAUGCAGGGAUCCGGACUUUGGUCAUGCUGGAUGAACAAGGAGAGCAACUGGACCGCAUUGAUGAGGGUAUGGAUCAGAUCAACCAGGACAUGAAGGAAGCCGAGAAAAACCUCACUGACAUGGCCAAGUGCUGUGGCCUUUGCGUCUGUCCUUGUGCCAAACUGAAGCACUUUGAAAUGGGUGCAGCCUACAAAAAAGUGUGGGGGAGCAACCAGGACGGCGUGGUGUCCACCCAGCCAUCCUCACGUGUGGUUGACGAGCGGGAAAAGAUGACCAUGAGUGGCGGCUACAUCCGCAGGGUGACGAAUGACGCACGGGAGGAUGAGAUGGAGGAGAACCUCGCUCAUGUGGGCAGCAUCCUGGGCAACCUACGGAGCAUGGCAAUGGAUAUGGGAAAUGAAAUUGACACGCAGAACAUUCAAAUCGAUCAUAUCCAAGAAAAGGCAAUGGUCAACCAAACCCGCAUCAGUGAAGCAAAUCAAAGAGCUCACAAACUCAUAGCUAGAUAAACUGGGAUUAUAAAAUAGGAAUGAAGAAUGAACUGCUACUCUCAUCCAUACAAACUCAUACACAUCAGUAAACACACACACA
This is a messenger RNA of Scleropages formosus (Asian bonytongue), 898 nucleotides long. RefSeq names its product synaptosomal-associated protein 25. Gene Ontology annotation, molecular function: syntaxin-1 binding; SNAP receptor activity; voltage-gated potassium channel activity. The coding region runs from base 184 to 816 and encodes 210 amino acids. Lineage: Eukaryota; Metazoa; Chordata; Actinopteri; Osteoglossiformes; Osteoglossidae. Gene Ontology annotation, cellular component: plasma membrane; SNARE complex. Gene Ontology annotation, biological process: synaptic vesicle priming; exocytosis; synaptic vesicle fusion to presynaptic active zone membrane. The transcript is spliced from 8 exons. The record is from RefSeq and is a predicted model, not a curated record.